AUGAAUGACGAUAGGCAAUGGUUCGUCUCUUUACAGCCAGAGUAUCAAGCGAUAGUUUUAUUGGAGCUGCUAGCAACAGCCGGCGGGCCCGUACUGUGGCAGGUUCUGAAGCGAGCGCAAAAGAUCUACGAUCGGUAUCGCGAACACGAGAUCGACAAUCUCAAGGAGUCCAUGGUUGUAGUCCAGACUCCCAGUGACUCAAAAACGAACGCGAAGACGACACAACCGGUCGAGCAAGUGAUUGCGACGAGAAUUAAGAACAAGGCGAAGUUGGAAAAG
Messenger RNA from Iphiclides podalirius (scarce swallowtail), 279 nucleotides. NCBI's taxonomy places the organism in Eukaryota, Metazoa, Arthropoda, Insecta, Lepidoptera, Papilionidae. The record is from the annotation of a GenBank genome assembly.